Molecule: messenger RNA, 1113 nt
Organism: Manis javanica (Malayan pangolin)
Lineage: Eukaryota; Metazoa; Chordata; Mammalia; Pholidota; Manidae
Gene: C2H9orf85
Product: chromosome 2 C9orf85 homolog
Source: RefSeq, a predicted model, not a curated record
GUCACGUGGGCUGAGGGGCGGGGCGGAAAGGCUGGAUGAGUUCCUUCCGGGUCAGUGACAGAAGCGUCAACUCUGUGGGGUAGUUCCUGGCAACUUGAUCUUCACUGCCUGUUUUUCCCAGAGUGAGGUGAUUGUGAUUUCGGCGAUGAGCUCUCAGAAGGGGAACGUGGUUCGUUCCAGGCCUCAGAGGCACCAGAAUACGUUUAGCUUCAAAAAUGACAAGUUUGAUAAGACUGUUCAGACCAAGAAAAUCAAUGCAAAACUUCAUGAUGGAGUAUGUCAGCACUGUAAAGAAGUUCUUGAAUGGCGUGUAAAGUACAGCAAAUACAAACUAUUGUCAAAGCCUAAAAAAUGACCCAUGUUGGCUCCUAUUUCUUCCCAGCCUAUCCUUUUGAAGCCUAAGGCAAGCCUUUUACCUGCUGCUGCUGGUGGAGCUGUCAGUUGCUCUUCUGUCUAUUCCAUUCUCUAUCCUGUCCUCUAUUUGGAACCCAAUGAUGUCCACAGAGAAGCUUUACUGGGGAUCUAGAUGCAACGGCCGUCUCUUCUUACUCCUCAUUUCUCCUACUCCUGCUUUUGUCUAUGUUUUGAAGACCUCCAGGCCAUUGGGGAUAUUUCUGUGGAAGAAAACAUGAUGUAGCGUUCUUUAGUGGCCCUCCCUCUGCAGGGGGCACACAACCACAGUAAAAUAGAUAAGGGAAAAAAUAAGUGAGAAUGUUCAAUUUUCAUUCUGAAGAAGAUCAUUGAUGACAAUGAAGAGUAACUAGUGAUUGAUAAGCUUUAAGGAGGAAAUUUCAUGCAUAUUUUUCUUCAAAAACAAUCCAUCAUCACGACAAGCCAUGACACUGAAAUAAAUUUGAGACUAGUAAUUAAGCACAAAUUUCUAAGAUAAUGAUCCAACAAAGAUAUAGUACAGAGAUAAGGAAGAAUGAAUCUGGGCAAUGAAAGUUGUGGCAAUAAAUGAUAAAAAUAAUAAAUGAUUCAAAGUUCUUUGGAUAAAUACAGCUGUAUAAGAACAAGUGAAUAACAUAAAGUAGAUUGUACUUCUGUGCAUGAGGAGAUGUCAUAAGCUGUUAACUCAAUUCAUUUCAAACAUAUAUUAGGCACACACCAGGG